GUCUUGUUGACGACUCAUUGUCCAAUUUGUCCGUACAGUGUCUCCGUUCAGCCACUACGUACACCCCCCAAGUAACACCGCUGCUGCAGCUAGAUCUGAUCAAUGCCAAAGAAAUCGAAAGCAUCGAACAAUAUUGUCCAAUCAUUACCCAAGUCUGCAGUGCCAUCAGGUCUUGCAUUCCCAGACAUCUCGCAGAAAGAAGGUCUCGAAUGUCGUGUGCUGCUGGAAGACCAGAUCAUCCUUAUUGAUUUUCUUUCUGUUGAAGAAUGUAAACGCUUUGUGAAGUUUAUUGACAAUGUUCCUUUGGAGUUAACACCUCCCAAGAAGAAGGGAGAGGCUGAGAGGGUCAAUUUUCGUUUUUCUGUGGCCUCUGUCCCCUUUGCUCAGAAGUUACAUUCCCGCCUGUUGCAGCAUCUCCCAUCUUUUCCUCCUCCGACUGCAGCAAGGCGGCGCCCUCCCCUUGGCGAGAAGCGCUUGCCUCACUCCUGUAAUUCAAAUGUUCGCAUGUACAAAUACACGCCAUCCCAGUACUUUGGUCCCCACUAUGACGAUUCUGUCCGUGACCCAGAGACAGGAGCAAAAUCUGAAUGGACAGUACUUGUUUACCUAACUGGAAUCGAGGAUGGAGUUGAAGGUGGUGAAACACUAUUCUACAAGGAUGAGCGGGGGAAACCACGCGAAACCAUUGUAGCGCCUCUAACGCGUGGAACUGUUCUCCUCCAUCGCCAUGGAAAUGAAUGUCUACUCCACGAGGGUUCCCUGGUCCGCAAUGGCACUAAGUACAUUCUCCGCUCAGAUCUCAUGUUCAGGUGAUCGCCCGGGCCAUACUCUUCACUCUUGUACUUGCGAAUUUUGGUGACCAGGGCUUGGUCGGACUUGCAGCCCACUUUGUCAACUUUAGACUUUGCAUACGAUGAUCGAACUUUCGAGCAAUCCGAUCCUUGUCGCGAUUACCUUUGUCAAUCCC
Suillus paluster is the source of this 967-nucleotide messenger RNA. RefSeq lists its product as uncharacterized. The transcript is spliced from 5 exons. Lineage: Eukaryota; Fungi; Basidiomycota; Agaricomycetes; Boletales; Suillaceae. The record is from RefSeq and is a predicted model, not a curated record. Bases 103 to 813 code for a protein of 236 amino acids. Gene Ontology annotation, cellular component: endoplasmic reticulum. Gene Ontology annotation, molecular function: L-ascorbic acid binding; procollagen-proline 4-dioxygenase activity; iron ion binding. Gene Ontology annotation, biological process: peptidyl-proline hydroxylation to 4-hydroxy-L-proline.